GAGGUGGCGGCGGGCCCAGGAGCCCGGGCCGCGCGGGACUGGCCGUCGGGGCCCCGGACGGCGGCCCCGGGGGCGCCCAUGCCAUGGAGAAGCUGGCGGCCGGGCUGGCCGGCCUGCGCUGGAGCAUGGGCGCCUUCCCGCUCGACCUCAUCGUCAGUCGCUGCCGCCUGCCCACGCUCGCCUGCCUCGGGCCAGGGGAGUAUGCUGAGGGCGUCAGUGAGCGAGACAUCCUGCUCAUUCACUCCUGCCGCCAGUGGACAACAGUAACAGCCCACACCCUGGAGGAGGGCCACUAUGUCAUCGGGCCCAAGAUUGACAUCCCCCUGCAGUACCCAGGGAAGUUCAAGCUCCUGGAGCAGGCCCGGGAUGUGCGGGAGCCAGUGAGGUACUUCAGCAGCGUGGAGGAGGUGGCCAGCGUCUUCCCUGACCGCAUCUUUGUGAUGGAAGCCAUCACCUUCAGUGUCAAGGUGGUGUCGGGCGAGUUCAGCGAGGACAGCGAAGUGUACAACUUUACGCUGCACGCGGGCGACGAGCUCACUCUCAUGGGCCAGGCGGAGAUCCUGUGCGCCAAGACCUCCAAGGAGCGCUCGCGCUUCACCACCCUGCUGCGCAAGCUGGGCCGAGCCGGGGCGCUGGCCGGGGUGGGCGGCGGCGGCCCGGGGGGCGCGGGGGCCGCAGGCGGCGGCGGGGGCGCCAGGCCCAUCAAAGGCAAGAUGCCCUGCCUCAUCUGCAUGAAUCACCGCACCAACGAGAGUCUGAGCCUGCCCUUCCAGUGCCAGGGCCGCUUCAGCACGCGCAGCCCGCUGGAACUGCAGAUGCAGGAGGGCGAGCACACGGUGCGCGCCAUCAUCGAGCGCGUGCGGCUCCCGGUAAACGUGCUGGUGCCCAGCCGGCCGCCGCGCAACCCCUACGACCUGCACCCGGUGCGGGAGGGCCACUGCUACAAGCUGGUCAGCAUCAUCUCCAAGACGGUGGUGCUGGGGCUGGCGCUGCGCCGCGAGGGCCCGGCGCCGCUGCACUUUCUGCUGCUCACCGACACGCCGCGCUUCGCGCUGCCGCAGGGCCUGCUGGCCGGGGACCCGCGCGUCGAGCGCCUGGUGCGCGACAGCGCCUCCUACUGCCGCGAGCGCUUCGACCCCGACGAGUACUCCACGGCCGUGCGUGAGGCGCCCGCCGAGCUGGCCGACGACUGCGCGCCCCCGCGCCGCGCGCGCCUCUGCCUGCCCGCGCCCCCGCGCGCCCCCGCGCCCGCUCGCGUGCCCGGCUCCUCCGGCGACGGCGAGCAGGAGUACGUGAGCCCCGACUGGGCCGGCGCGCCCGAGCCCGCCGCGCCGCCCGCCGAGAUCCCCUACGAGGAGCUGUGGACGCACCAGGCGCCCGAGGGCCUCGCCGAGGGCAGCGUCCGGCCGCCCCCGGGGCCCGACCUCAUCUCCUUCGGGGCCGCCGGGCCGCCCCGCCUGGAGCGCGAGGCGCCGCCUCCUCCCGUGCCUCCCAAAUCCGAGGCGGUGAAGGAGGAGUGCCGCCUGCUCAAUGCCCCUCCUGUGCCUCCCCGGGGUGGCAAUGGCAGCGGCUGGCUCUCGGGCAGCCCCCCGGUGCCCCCGCGCUUCCCUAAGCUGCAGCCUGUCCACUCUCCCAGCUCCAGCCUCUCCUACUACUCCUCUGGCCUCCAGGAUGGGGCAGGUUCGCGCAGUGGCAGUGGCUCUCCGUCACCAGAUGCCUACUCCCUCUAUUGCUACCCAUGCACCUGGGCAGACUGCAAGGUGGGCGAGUCUUCCAGCCGCCCACCCCCGGGACCCUUGCCCUCAACCACACAGCCCAGCCAGGCCUCCCGGGCCCUCGCAGAGCCCCUGAGCAGUCGAGCUGCCUCCCUCUUGGGGGCUGACACCCCUGUCAAGGCCUACCACAGCUGCCCGCCUCUGUUCAAGCCCUCUCACCCCCAGAAACGCUUUGCUCCGUUUGGAGCUCUCAAUCCCUUUUCCGGGCCUGCCUACCCCUCAGGCCCUUCAGCGGCUUCCUCUUCUGGGCCCACAGCCACCUCGGGUCCCCUGACUACCUCCAGCCCUGCUUAUUCCCCAGGCCCAGGCUCGCCAGGCCAGGCCUAUUCAGCUGCUCCCACCUCUUCCUGCCCCUCCUCCUCCUCUUCCUCUGAGUGGCAGGAAGCAGCCCCGGAGCCCUUCGAUCCCUUUGAGCUGGGGCAGGGCAGCUCCCCGGAGCCUGAGCUGCUGCGCUGUCAGGAGCCCAGAGCUAUGGGGGCAUCCGGGCCUGGACCCUGCCUUUCGCCACUUGGACCCUCCAAGGCCUUUGAGCCCGAAGGUUUGGUGCUGCGGCAGGUUCCUGCCCCACUGUCACCAGUGGCCCUGCAGGGGCCCGAGGCAGGCGGAGCACGACUCCUUCUCACCCAAGGGCGCCUAGAAGGGCCUCCUGCCAGUCCCCGGGAUGGGGCGACAGGCUGGGGAGGCCGGGAUGCCUCCCCCUGGCAGCCCCCUGCUGACCUGUCUGCACUCUCCCUGGAGGAGGUCUCUCGAAGUCUGCGUUUCAUUGGGCUCUCAGAGGAUGUGGUGAGCUUCUUUGCCCGAGAACGCAUCGAUGGCAGCAUCUUCGUGCAGCUCAGUGAGGACAUCUUGGCAGACGACUUCCACCUCACCAAGCUGCAGGUCAAGAAGAUCAUGCAGUUCAUCAAAGGCUGGCGGCCCAAGAUCUGACCUUCCCAGCUUGUAGCUGCACAACUGGAAUGCUGGCACAGAGGCCCUGGGGGCCAGCCCUGGCUCUGCAGGGGGACAGCACCCCCAGAGGAGGGUCCUGCCUGUGGGGAGAAUCUAUGCCAAGACUGAGGCUGCUAGGCAGCCACUCAGAGUGAGUCCAAGGGAGACACACUUGGAAAUGGAGUCCUCUGGGGCCGGAUGCCUGCAUGGGGACGUCUUGCCUUUGAGUGUGUAGAGGACGUGGAGAGGGGGCUGGAGGCACCAGUGCCACCCUGGCCUGGUGACACGUUGCUGCGAUUCCCAUGAGGGGAGUCAAAAGACCUGACACCUUCCCGUGCCCUGCUACAGAGCUUCACAGACAUCUUGCACUUCUCAAGCGUGUAGGUUCAGGUUAAAGGGAAGGAGGUGGCCUGUAAUUUAAGCACAAAUUCCCAAGUGCCCUCUCUCCUCUGUGCUAUGUGGGCUUUUGGCUAAGCUGCCCCAGAGUCGGUGUGCCGAUUUCUCUGUCUCUGGGAUGCCCUUCCUUCCCCCGCUCUGCUCCACCACAAAUGAGGUCCCUGGCCCUGAGCACGGGUGUAUCAUUUACAUGCCUUGCCACUGCACCUCAGAGGCACCUCUGGGUUCUGGCUCGUGGGUGACGACUUUGGAAGAGCUCUGCUGUUGACCUGCUUGCCUGGUUAGGGAGGCAGAUGCCCCCUGGCGUCUCUAAUGCCCUGGCCCUGCCCUGAGCUCCCUGCAGCUAGCCCUCCAUCCUGCCGGCUUGGGUCCUGUCUGCGAAGACUCUGUCUGUGGAAGAGCAGGUAGAUUGAGGUCCUUCAUUCAGAGGCAAGUGGCCUUCAAUCACUGCCACUUCCACCGGUCUCCCACCCCCAUCACUUGACUCCGGCCAACACUGGGUGUGUCCUUCUCUGGUUUUCUGUCACUGGCACAGGUAGGACGGGUGAGAAAGCAAGCACAGUAGCUUGGGAAAACCUGCCUUUUCCACCUCCUCCUAGAGCUCAGUCUUCCUGUGCUUGUUCACUGUUUCCACUCAGGUCUGUGUGGCCGAGAUCUUGAGCCUGGAGAUCUGCUUGGCACCAACCAGAGCAGGCUGGCCAAUGAAUACAACCACCCAUCCCCCGGUGCUGUUCCCUACUCACCCACCCAGAGCCACACUGAUUCUUCUGCUUGUGCCCACUGGCAUCAGGCCUGAGGCACCAGCCUUCUCUCCUGUCUUACCUAGCCUACCUAGAUAUUUAUUUUCUCCAUUCUUCUGUCCUGAGUAGCGAAGUCAUGCUGGAGCUCAUGCCCCAGGCAGGCUGCCUCUGCUCUGAGGGAAGGGGAGUCAGGAAGUAGAGCACAGAAACUGUGACACUGAGACAUUUGGUUUCCUUGCCAGUCACUUAAUGAAUCCUUGAGGACUAGGGAAAUAAAUGCUAGACCACUGAAGAAUAGUGCAAGUGGAAUUCUGGGCGUCAGCUCCUUUCUUCUUUUGGAGGCCAUGGGGACCGACAGGCAUAACGUAUAUGCUCCGGGCGGAAGGUCUUUGGAAUGGUUUGUGCACGCAGCUCGUUCGUAUGUUCCAGAGGCAGCUGGUAGUGCUGGCCCUUAUUCCCUUCCGAAAGCCCCUCACCAGCUCCUACCCUACCGGAACCUGCCAACUCCCACUGAUGUUUCAGCGUAACUCACAUCUACCUAAUGCUGCUGAGCGGAAAGACCUGACUUAAGCUCCAUGCCAUUUGCCAGGGAGGGCCCAAGUUUAACUUCCUGCACUGGCUGAAUGCUCGCCUUGAGGCUCUCUCAGACCCCCACAUUUAGAAGCUGUUAAUGGCCUUAGUGUAGAGGACCAGAACUCUGCCUUCUACUGGUCAUCUGAAAGCCCCAACUCAGAGAUGACUUGGUUUGAGUCUGGUCUCCUAGCCACCAGCUGUGAGUGUUUAGUAGGGCCAGAGCUAGGCCCUGCCUGCCAGUCCUACAACAGCUGGCACCCAGGGAAUAGCUGAGGUACCUGCAACCAGAGCAGAGGCAGGAGCCAUCGGUACUCUCUCGAAGCUCAGGGUGCCAUGUGAUGGGGCUUCAAUUACGAUUCUGCACAUGCUCGGUAUGGAUCCUUUUGCCAGACCCAGUUAGGAGCCUCAAAGCUGUGUACCCAGUCUGGGUGCUGCUUCUGCCAGGACACGAGUGUAGGAACUUUUCACACAAGAGGGCAGGGGGACGGGAAGAGCAGCCCUUUCGGAGCAGAGGUGGUGGUGGGUUGACUUGCCGUUCCUGUACUGCUCCCACAUGCGGUCUCUGAUCAUCGUGCGGGCACUGUCCAUCUUCCAUGCUCUGGGGCCGCCAAGACGUGCAGGACACAUUGGCCAGGAAAAUGUUAUCUCCUCUACUUAACCCCAUUGUUCCCACAGACACCCUGAGGAGCACAUGUGAAUGAGUCACACCAAGAAAGAAUGGGGUAAAAUUGUGCAACAAGGAAAUGCAGUUUGGGGAAAGAAGUCUCUCUUGUAUCCUGGUCCUCCACACCCGUUACACUUCCACUGCUCUGCUUAGCCAGGGCCUCCUCCCCACUGUCAGCAGAAGCCCAGCUCAAGCACUGAAAUACAGUCAGGUUUAAAAGGCUUUAGGCUCAUAAAGUUCCACUUUCUAUCAUCAGUCUCUCUCUUAAGGUGCUGCCUAGAAUUCUCCCC
Messenger RNA from Equus quagga, 5365 nucleotides. RefSeq names its product GRB2 associated regulator of MAPK1 subtype 2 (gene GAREM2). Lineage: Eukaryota; Metazoa; Chordata; Mammalia; Perissodactyla; Equidae. The transcript is spliced from 6 exons. The coding region runs from base 84 to 2702 and encodes 872 amino acids. The record is from RefSeq and is a predicted model, not a curated record.